Messenger RNA from Plasmodium cynomolgi strain B, 1566 nucleotides. RefSeq lists its product as hypothetical. Gene Ontology annotation, biological process: ubiquitin-dependent protein catabolic process. The annotation marks the transcript as partial. NCBI's taxonomy places the organism in Eukaryota, Apicomplexa, Aconoidasida, Haemosporida, Plasmodiidae. The transcript has a single exon. The record is from RefSeq and is a predicted model, not a curated record. Gene Ontology annotation, molecular function: ubiquitin protein ligase binding; ubiquitin binding. Gene Ontology annotation, cellular component: nucleus.
CAUAGCGGGAAAAGGCGAAAGAAAGGCUAAUGCGAGAGCCAAUGCGAGAGCUAAUGCCAAAGCUAACGCCAAAGCUAACGCCAAAGCUAACGCCAAAGGUAAGGCUAACCCUGACGAGAACAGCCGGGGGAUAACAAACAAGCCAACCAAUGAUAACCAUAAGAAGAAAGUGAACGAACAGGUAGGAAACAAAUUCCUUCACCUGGAACAAAACAAACGUGUAUCCAUCAACCCGCUGUUCAAUUCCCUAUGCAAAAAUGUGAGCGUUAGUGAAGCCUGCCUGUACAAUGUGCAAGAAUUUUUUAACGAGGCAAAUUACAACAAUGGGAGGGUUGAGAACCUGGGGGACAAGAAACUCUUCUGUGGUGUCCUAUACGGGACGUAUGAGGAUGACUCUAUCGUAAAAAUCGAAAACGUAUUUUUUGCGUUGAACCGCCGAGAACAAAUGUAUGACGUGGAUUACCUGCUAAAUAGCGAAGACAGGAGGAAGGCUGACGCGCUGGCAAAGAUGCUGAAUUUGGAAGUGGUGGGGGUUCUUUAUGCUUACCCCGACAUCGGGGUAGACUUAAGUGUGUCCAAUAAGAAAAGAAAAAAUUUCGUAAAACUUAACAAGAAGAUAAAAACGUUGAAUGAUGAGGAGAACGAGCUGUUCAUCCCCAUGGGGGGCAGGGAGGUUCUCCUCGCGCUCACAGUGAUGAAGCACCGCGAUGACGGCACGCGGAAGAAUCUGCCAUGUGAGGGCAACGCGGUGGCACAGCCCCGCAAUGGAGUACCCCCCAAUGGAGCACCCCGCAAUGGAGUACCCCCCAACGGAGCAACCCCCAACGGAGUACCCCCGAACGGAGCAACCCCCAACGGAGCAACCCCCAAUGGAGUACCCCCCGUGGAAGCGCAAAAACAUCGUCCCAAAACCUGGCAAAACCGCACACCCAGGAAAAACAAAAAAAAAAACAAAAACCCCAACGUAAAGCCAUUCAUCACGCUAUCCGUCGGCAUGGACAAAAACUCCAAGUCGAUAGUCGUCGAGGCGUACGAAAUAAAUUACGACUUGCUGAAGCUGCUAAAUAAGGACAUCAUCAAAGACAUGCAAAAACAAAACAGCAUACUGCAUUUCGAAGCAAGCAAAAAUGAAAAGGACCAAAAGAUAAAAAACUUCAACGCCGAAGUUGACCUAAUGAAUGAAUUAUAUUUGAAAUGUAAAAGUGCCGUCCUCAUUGAGAAAAUCGAAGUGAAGCAAAUUGAUGUCCUCUUUUGUGUUAAUAACAUGCCCAUAGUUUCCCAUAAGAGCUUCUACAAUACCUUCUUCCCCUACCCCAACAAUAGCAACUACUACACCAUUCUCCAAAGGUUUAACUACAUGUCUAGAUCGUUACAUAAUCAAAAGGACAUGGUCAAUAUAUUUCGCGAUUUUAAUUUCCUCCUUUUCCUCACGAACAUUUUUUCAUUCGAGCGUGACAUCCCUCCUAUUUGUAAAGCCGUCAACGAUUCGAAGAACUCUGUUGGCAUUCCUGAUCAAUACGUAAGCAUUUUGAGGAGCCUCUCCCAAAGUGCCAAUGCGCCUCAGUA